Molecule: messenger RNA, 810 nt
Organism: Dicrocoelium dendriticum
Lineage: Eukaryota; Metazoa; Platyhelminthes; Trematoda; Plagiorchiida; Dicrocoeliidae
Source: the annotation of a GenBank genome assembly
UUUUGCUAUUAAAUUGAUGAAUACUGCUAUGCAACUGCUUUUCCCGCACAUAUUUCUCCUCAUAUUUUCCGCGAUGACAGUCAGUGCAUCUCCAUUCAUGGACGGGUUAUUUGACGUAUUUAAUCAAGUGAGUGACACUGGAGAUGAUGUGGCACAUUUAAGCGUCGAUCGUCCUUUCGAUGGUGAGCAAAGGUCAAAGGCAAAUAUCGGAUUUUCAGGUGGAAUGAAAGAAAGGAACUUGAAGGAUGUUAAGACAAAUAAUGGGAAGAAGUUAGGAGAACAUCUUGGUGGGCGGGCUAAAAACCUUGAAGGCUAUCACCUUACACCCCAAAGAAAAGAUGACCGACUUCCUACAGUGACAGAGCAGCGGGACUCACCUCAGCACAGACAUUACGGCGCUCAGUUCGACUCGCAGCGUAGCAAACAUCCCUCCGCCAGUAAUCCAGAGAUAAUGAGUAAUGCUGGUCAAGCGCCAGUUUUGAGCUCGCAAGUGACGGAGCAUGGAGGUCAUUUAAAAAAACAGCAAUCUCCGUUUAGAGGGUUCAACUGGUUAGACGGAUUAAUGUUUAAUGACUUGAAGAAACUGGCAGAUCGGGACUCUGGAGUCAAAGAACAAAUGUCCGAGUGACUUGCUGACUCUGACAUUGACUUAUCUAUGGUCAAUUAACCCCAAAGACAAAGUAUACCAUUACAUGUAAUUCAAACGUGGCGUACAAAAUACAGAUAUGCGCUAAGCGUAGUUGCAGUGUCUUAUCUUGUGAAGCUUAGCCCUUGCGCUUGCGACGAUUUCAUUGAAGGAGUAAUCUUUGA